This is a messenger RNA of Pogoniulus pusillus (Red-fronted tinkerbird), 1452 nucleotides long. Its product is annotated as vesicular inhibitory amino acid transporter-like. Lineage: Eukaryota; Metazoa; Chordata; Aves; Piciformes; Lybiidae. Bases 1 to 1452 code for a protein of 483 amino acids. Gene Ontology annotation, biological process: amino acid transmembrane transport. Gene Ontology annotation, cellular component: vacuolar membrane. The record is from RefSeq and is a predicted model, not a curated record. The transcript has 2 exons. Gene Ontology annotation, molecular function: L-amino acid transmembrane transporter activity.
AUGAUGGCUCACCUGAAGCAGACUUUCUCAUCUGUGUUCAGCUGCUUUAGGGAAGCACCAUCUGUCUUUUGGGGCAUGGUGAGAUGGGACAGCUGCCUGGACACUGAUGAAGAGCAUGUGAAUUUUGCCAGAAGAGAUGAACUGAGCCAGGAGAGAGAGGAACCAGCUGGACCCCUGGACUCUGAGCUCGAUGUUCGUCACUGGGAUGCAGAAUCCAAGUCCCCAGCUCCCCUACCACAUGCCCAGGUCAAACUGAUCACCAGCUGGGAAGCAGGAUGGAAUGUGACAAAUGCCAUUCAGGGAAUAUUUGUCCUAGGAUUGCCAUAUGCUCUUCUCCACAGUGGAUACAGUGGGCUGUUUCUUAUCAUCUUGGCUGCAGCACUGUGCUGUUACACAGGCAAAACCCUGAUUGCUUGCCUGUAUGAGGAGAACGAAGAGGGGCAGCUCGUCAGAGUGAGAGACACCUACGAAGAUAUUGCCAACGCCUGCUGCAAGAAGCUCUCUCCCAGGCUAGGUGGCAUAGCUGUCAGUGUGACCCAAGUGACAGAGCUGCUCAUGACAUGCACUUUGUACCUGGUUGUAAGUGGCAACUUGCUGUCACACAGCUUUCCAGCUGCAGCGGUGCCUGAGGGAGCUUGGUCUGCACUCGCCUGUGCCGCGCUGCUGCCCUGUGUGUUCAUCAGGACUCUCAAACUCGUUUCCAAACUCAGCCAGCUGUGCUCCUUGGUGCAUUUCAUGGUGGUCCUCGUGGUGCUGACUUACUGUCUCACGCAGAUACAGCAGUGGUCCUGGGCAAAAUUCAGGCUCCUCGUUGAGUUUGAGGACUUCUUGGUCUCAGUAGGGGUGAUCAUUUUCAGCUACACUUCGCAGGUGUUUCUCCCCACCCUCGAAGGUAACAUGAGAGACCCAGGGGAGUUUAGGUGCAUGCUGAACUGGACUCACUUUCUUGCUUGUGUCUUGAAAACAACCUUUGCACUGACUGCAUUCUUGACCUGGGGUGAGGACACAAAGGAAGUUAUAACUGACAACCUGCCAGCCUCUCUUCAAACCCUGCUGAAUUUGUGUCUCUUAACCAAGGCUCUUCUCUCUUACCCUUUGCCCUUUUUUGCAGCCACAGAAAUUGUGUUUGUUUGCAUUUCUAGAGGCAACCAUUCCAAUUACAGACCUCCACUCUUUGCUCUGGCUGUAAGAGGCUCCUUCCUCCUGCUAACUCUGCUGAUGGCCGUGUUCAUACCGCAUUUUGCCCUGCUGAUGGGUUUAACAGGCAGUGUAACAGGUGCUGCUAUGACUUUUCUUCUCCCUUCUCUCUUCCAUCUAAAACUUCAGUGGAACAAACUCUCCUUCUUAGAGAAAUGUGCAGAUAUCUCUGUUUUCAUUCUGGGCUUCCUUUGUAGCCUAGCAGGCAUAGUCUGCUCAAUAAAAGGGCUGCUUGGGGCAUUUGGAAGAGCAUAA